UUCUUCUCAUCUUUCCUUUCACACUACACUAAUCUUUUUAUUUUAUUUCUUAUUUUAUUCUAUUUAUUUCCUUUCCAUUAUCUUCUAAAUUUUCACGCACUAAUUAAAAAUAAUAUUCACAAUAAAGCCAUUAUUAAAAUGUUCAUAAACAAAAACUAUACACUUUAUAUCAAAACAAAUCUUCUUCAUUUAAUUUUCCUACACAACUCAUUUUCAUAUUUGAUUAAAUUGGUAUAGACUUUAUACAUUUUAAAAUUUUGAACUAAAUACAGUUCUUCUUAUUUUGUUUUUAAUUUAUGGAUUUACUAAAUCAUCUAAGAUUCCCUAGACAUAAAUUUUAAAUUUAUACAUGGAGAUGAAUUAACUUUUUUAAAUCUUCUUUGAACUUUUCUAAAAUUGUAAUUCAACCAAAGAGUUGUGGUUUUUGUGAAAACACAUAUUUGGGCUACAUAUAUCAUUAAGGUUAUAUAUAUAUAUAUAUAUAUAUAUAUAUAUAUAUCCUAUUUUAAAUAGUAAAGAGAAGAAAUUGGGUCACGUGUGAAAGCCAUGUGUGGGACUUCACUUGCAUUGGUAGGUUUAGGGUAAAAUGCCCCCGUGACCAUGCAGACCUAUGUCUUUUACUUCUUUAUUUCAACCAAAAUUAUUGUAUUGGACCAAUUUAAAAAUUCUUCUUCCAAUCAACUCUUAUUUCCUCUUUUCCUUAUAACUAAUUAGAAGCAAUACUUCACCUUUAAUUUGCUUCUGACUGCACCAAUUUUAUUGAACAAAAAGAUGUAGAUAUAUAAUUUUGAAACGUUUUUCUUUAUUUUGUUUAGUGUGCAUAGUUUGAAUAUAUAUAUAUAUAUAUAUAUAUCUCAUUCAAUAUAUACUUCAAUUGUAAUUUAUCUCAUUCUUAAAAUGCUUUAAUUCUUUCUUUUGAGCGUGAUAAAGAAAAUCAAAUGUAUAAAGAUACUAUAUCUGGACACCAAAUACUACUUUAAUUAAUUGGGUUUUUUUCUCUUUUUCUCUCUUCUGGAUCCUAUCUUUGAAUCCAAUAAUGUUGAAAAAAUGUCAAUGAUUUUUAUCCAACGCACGUUACCAAAACAUGUGAACUCUCUCUCUCUGUCUUUCCAUAUCUCUCUGUCUCUCCUCAUUCACUCACUCACUCACCUCCGGCUGCCACAGCUUCCGUAUAUAAACAACAGAAAACCUUCACAUUCAUAUAUAUCUCAAAUUCAAACUCAUAUAUUCUCCACCAUCCCCCCCCCCCCAAGAAAUGGGUUUUGGUUUUUGGGGCAGAGUGAUUUUAGCUUUGUUUCUUCUUCUUCAAGCUUCUAGUUUAUGGUUGCCAUUUCUGCAGCAAGCAGAAGCCGCAGCAGCAACUGCAAAACCCAACAAAAGAAGCAUGUUGAAAGGAAGAAAGCAAGCAAAUGGUUGUAAUUUAUUUCAAGGAAGAUGGGUUAUUGACCCAUCUUUCCCUCUUUACAAUUCAUCUUCAUGCCCUUUCAUAGACUCCGAAUUUGACUGCCAAAAAUAUGGCCGACCCGAUUCCCUUUACCUCAAGUACUCUUGGCGACCCGACUCAUGUAACCUUCCAAGAUUUGACGGGGUGGAUGUUUUGAAGAGAUGGAGUGGGAAAAAGAUAAUGUUUGUGGGUGACUCACUGAGUUUGAAUAUGUGGGAAUCGCUGUCGUGUAUGCUACAUGCGUCGGUGCCUGAUGCCAAAACAAGCUUCCUCAGAAGAGACUCUAUCUCCUCUGUCGUCUUUCAGGACUAUGGGGUAACAUUGCUUCUAUAUCGGACGCCAUAUCUUGUGGACAUAGUGAAAGAGGACGUUGGUCGAGUCCUAAAACUAGACUCCAUCCAAGCUGGAAAGGCAUGGCUAGGGAUGGACGUUUUGGUUUUCAACUCUUGGCAUUGGUGGACCCACAAAGGAGACUCUCAAGCGUGGGAUCUUAUACAAGACGGGGCCACACGGUAUCAAGACAUGGACCGUUUGGUAGCAUUUUACAAGGGAUUGACGACAUGGGGCAGAUGGGUUGACCUUAAUGUUGAUCCUACAAAAACAAAGGUCUUCUUCCAAGGAAUCUCACCUACCCACUAUUUGGGAAAGGAAUGGAAUCAGCCAAAAAAGAAUUGCAAUGGAGAGAGUGAACCGUUAGCUGGAUCAAUGUAUCCAGGAGGAGCCCCACCAGCAGUAGAUGUUGUAAAUAGAGUAUUGAGUAGAAUAAAAGUACCUGUUUACUUGCUUGACAUCACCACGCUCUCUCAACUACGAAAAGAUGCCCAUCCCGCCGGUUAUAGCGGAGAGCAUUCUGGGACAGAUUGCAGUCACUGGUGCCUUCCUGGAUUGCCUGAUACAUGGAAUCAGCUCAUGUAUGCUGCUCUCUUGACCAUGUGAAGAUUCAAAUAAACUUACUUUGAGUUUUCUGUCAAAAUUUCAGAGACAACUCUUUUUUUCUUUCUUUACAAAAGAAAAUAAGGAACAGAACAGGUAACAAUUGUUAUUAUUGAAUACUCAUUGGAUGGUACAGAUAAUAGGAGCAACACAAUUGAUAUAAUUGAAUUUUACAGGUUUAGGAAUGAACUUCUGGUUUAUUCAUUCAACGGCCUUGUACCCAUUUAGUUUUACAUUUUGAUUUGAUGGAUAGUGCUGUAAUCUUGUUUCUCAGUGAAGCAAAUUGUCAAAUGAUUUGGUUUCAUGAAUUUAUUUGUGUGAAA
Messenger RNA from Cucumis melo (muskmelon), 2700 nucleotides. Its product is annotated as protein trichome birefringence-like 37. The record is from RefSeq and is a predicted model, not a curated record. Gene Ontology annotation, cellular component: Golgi apparatus. Lineage: Eukaryota; Viridiplantae; Streptophyta; Magnoliopsida; Cucurbitales; Cucurbitaceae. Gene Ontology annotation, molecular function: O-acetyltransferase activity. The transcript is spliced from 5 exons. The coding region runs from base 1256 to 2380 and encodes 374 amino acids.